AUGCCUGGAAAACUGCUCAGCGAUGGCCAUCAGGCUGUGUAUCCACCAUGUCUUUUCCCACUAUCAUCCGACAAGAGCGAGAACCCAAUUACUCAGAAUGUUAUCAGCGAUUCAUUGAAUGGACGAUGGGAUGGCAUUGAGGCGUCGUUCAAAAAGCAAGGGAUCAGUAUGGCUUCGAUCCUCAAAGCCUCUUGGGGGUUGUCGUUGCAGUGCUAUGUAUCGCCAGAUGUUGUCUCCUUUGAAUACUAUGCGAAACGACGCGCCAGCUGCUAUCACAAAACAGGAAACGGCACCAACGGUAUUACGGAACAGUCAUCUUCGUCCCUGUGCAUGUUCCACCUGGCAAGGGAUGAGGAGCUGCUGAAUCUGCUUAUGCGCUUGGAGAGCGCUCAAGAAUCGUCCUUCCCAAUAUCGACCAACGCAGAACAAGCCGUCUCUGUGUCUCCAAUACCCGCUUCAAAGUUUUGGAACACAGCGCUGGCAUUCGGAGGUCAUGUCUACAACCAAGAGCCUCGAAGCAUCGGUGCCAAUGUUCAUCUUGUAGUGUCGGUGAAAAACACACCGGGCGGCAGGAUAUCAACUAGCAUUCACUACGACUCCUCGCGCAUCAACGAACAAGUAGCCCAGAGUGUGCACAGCACUUUCAACCGUGUGUUGUUCGAUGUCUUAACCUUCCCGCAGUCCAGAGUCGGUCAGGUCGAGGCAUGCUCAUAUGCAGACCAAUUCCUGAUUCGCAAGAUCACUAGCAGGAUCUCUCAGGUCGAAAAUACAUGUGUGCAUGACCUAGUUCUUCGGCAAUGUCGUCUGCAUCCAUCGCGCAUCGCAGUAUCCGGUUGGGACGGGGAUCUCACAUAUGGCGAGCUUGACGAUCUCUCGCUACGCUUGGCACACUAUCUUGCGUCACUAGGCAUCGGGCCCGAGACAUUCGUCUUCAGCUGCUUCCCCAGAUCGAUAUGGCCUAUUGUCACACGGCUCGGAAUUAUGCGCGCAGGAGGUGCUUACGUUUCUAUUCUCUCGACUGAUCCGCCUGCGUACAUUGAUUCAGCAGUCCAAAGAACAAGGGCCCGGGUGCUCCUUAGUGAUCCCGAAAACGCCAGCAAGUUCCGGCCACUGAUCGAGACAGUUCUGGAGGUGACACCGGAUUGGUUGCGUCAACUCCCUCACAAAAGUAGUCUUCUCAACGUAAUCGUAAGGCCGAACAACGCGUGUUUGAUCGUGUUCACAUCCGGGUCCACAGGAAGGCCGAAAGGCAUUGUCCAAAAGCACCAAUCGUACAGCACUGCUCUUCUGGACUACGUCAAGAAUCUUGGGCUCAAAGCUCAUACACGAUUCUUAGGGUUUGACGACUAUGCUUUUGACAUAUGUAACCUUGAGUUCCUCGUUCCCCUUAUCAUCGGCGGAUGCUGCGUCGUCCCAUGCCCAACAAAGAUGAACAGCGACCUUCAUGAGGUGAUCACUGGACUGCAAGCCAAUAUAGCCUUCUUGUCCCCGACAGCUGCAAUGAGUCUUGAUCCUAAGAAGGUGCCAUGCCUGGAAACCUUAUGUAUUGGUGGAGAGCCCAUGCCAAGAGACUUUGCACAGAAGUGGCAAACUAGCAGUACGAAGCUCAUAAACCAGUAUGGAAUGGGAGAGGCAGCCAUUUGUUGUGCCUAUAAUGAGGACGUACAACCUGAGCAGAACGACAUGAUCGGAAAAGCAGCGACUGGGGCUAUCUGGAUUGUUGAUGCAACAUCUCCAGAGCGGUUAAUGCCGGUGGGUGCAGUUGGAGAGCUCCUAAUCGAGGGGCCUCACCUAUCGCAGAAGUACUUGGACGAGGUCGGCCAAAACCAGCAAGCUGUGUUUCUCGAUGACGCGCCGUCUUGGAUGGACGAGAUGCAUCCUGAAAGAGUGCACACUUCCCGGUUCUAUCGUUCCGGUGAUCUGGGUCGUUUGCGCCACGACGGCACGAUACAAUACAUCGGGCGCAAGGACCAUAUCCUCAAGUUUGAUGGCCGCCGUGUGGAUGCGCUCGAAGUCGAGUUUCAGGCACGACGAUGCCUAACACAGAAGGACGCCAUAGUGGUUGAUAUGCUUCAUGCGGACGACGACGUGACAGAGCCGGAACUGGCAGCGUACGUAUAUCUCGAUGACCACCCGGAGAGCUCAGCUGCGUUGGUCAAGGGAGAGCCGAUCCUGUCAGAUGCAGUCGAGGACAGUCUUGCGGCGCAGAAGGUGGAAGAGAUCAAACAGGUCAUCUCUAACAAACUGCCACUGCACAUGGUGCCGACACGCUUUAUCCUGACGAGCUGGAUGCCAAGGACCGCGUCCAAGAAAACGGACCGGAAGAGGUUGCGCGUAGCGGGUGACAGUUAUCAGAAUGGCCGAUCCAAGAGGCAGAGGGCCAUGAGCAUGGACAAUGGUGUUUCCAAUAAUGUAAUGGAAUGCUAG
Neoarthrinium moseri is the source of this 2427-nucleotide messenger RNA. RefSeq lists its product as uncharacterized. Lineage: Eukaryota; Fungi; Ascomycota; Sordariomycetes; Amphisphaeriales; Apiosporaceae. The transcript is spliced from 2 exons. The coding region runs from base 1 to 2427 and encodes 808 amino acids. Gene Ontology annotation, molecular function: phosphopantetheine binding. The record is from RefSeq and is a predicted model, not a curated record. Gene Ontology annotation, cellular component: cytoplasm. Gene Ontology annotation, biological process: amino acid activation for nonribosomal peptide biosynthetic process; secondary metabolite biosynthetic process.